AUGACUACGGAGGCUAAGGAGCUACAUGGCGACCGUGACAGCGAGGAAUGUGAGUACGAUCCAAGUUACCUGCUCCAACAACCACAGGAGGAAAGACUGAAGGACGAAAUCGUGGACGCGGAACACAUCGUCAAGGACACCGAUGUCGGUCCAUGUCGGACCAUCAGAAGCAGUGAUAGAUUAGAUAGCUUAGAAAACGCCACUGGAACAAUAAUACGCAAGAUAGAUUUUCUAACGAACAAAACAACACCGAAUUUCAACCCCGAAAUCAAUCAUCGUUUGGACAGAUUAGAACACAUAACUUCAACCAUCGCCGCAAAGUUAGAUAUUUUACUAGAUAAAUCCAUAACUCCCGUAAACCUACGCCGCAAAACCAUUAACAUAGGUUUUGAAAUUAUCAGCAGUGAAGAAGAAAUCAAAACUUUUGAAGCAAAUCUGAAUGAAAUAAGUUAUUUUAAUGAAAUUUCUUCAUGGUUGGAAGACAAUAUUUUUGAAAUUACUCCAGACAAUAGAAUGAUCGAAAUUUUGGACUUACUAUUCACAAAACAAUUUUUAACUGAGUUCAGUUGGACCGGAAUUAGCAAAGGAAAACAAAAAAUAGCAAUGAUGACUUUUAAAAACAUUUUGGAAUUAUUUAGAUUUCACGGCAGCACGAACGAUACCACAAUUACACAGAAAGAUGUAGCUCGUUUUCUUAUGAAGAAAUUAAAAAAUGCGGCAAAACGGGCUUUAAUUAAAGGAUUGCGUAAAAGCACACAACACAAGCAUUGA
This is a messenger RNA of Anopheles moucheti, 771 nucleotides long. RefSeq lists its product as uncharacterized. The transcript has 2 exons. Bases 1 to 771 code for a protein of 256 amino acids. The record is from RefSeq and is a predicted model, not a curated record. Lineage: Eukaryota; Metazoa; Arthropoda; Insecta; Diptera; Culicidae.